Messenger RNA from Pichia membranifaciens NRRL Y-2026, 509 nucleotides. RefSeq lists its product as hypothetical. Gene Ontology annotation, cellular component: eukaryotic 43S preinitiation complex. The coding region runs from base 63 to 392 and encodes 109 amino acids. The transcript has 2 exons. The record is from RefSeq and is a predicted model, not a curated record. Gene Ontology annotation, biological process: translational initiation. NCBI's taxonomy places the organism in Eukaryota, Fungi, Ascomycota, Pichiomycetes, Pichiales, Pichiaceae. Gene Ontology annotation, molecular function: translation initiation factor activity; ribosomal small subunit binding; RNA binding.
CACUCUACAAGUCAUCUACUAACCCAUCCACCACCGUCUGUUCUGCGUACUGUCCAAAUUAUAUGAGUAAUAUCGAGAACCUCAAGUCCUUUGAUCCCUUUGCCGACACCGGCGAUGAUGAAACUGAAUUAACCAACUACAUUCACAUCCGUAUCCAACAGAGAAAUGGUAGAAAGACCUUAACCACAGUCCAGGGUCUUCCAGCGGAAUACGACUCCAAGAAGAUCCUCAAGGUCAUCAAGAAGGAGUUUGCGUGUAACGGAAACAUCGUCAAGGACGACGAGCUCGGAGAGGUCAUCCAGUUGCAGGGUGACCAGCGUUUGAAGAUCAUGGAGUUCAUGGUCCAGACCCUCGGCUUGAAGAAGAAGAACAUCAAGAUCCACGGUUUCUGAUGGUCUUUUUCUCCGCCAAGGCCCCGGGCCGGUUAUAUACUUCUACGUAUGCGAUGGUGUGUUUCGGCACACCGCUUUUAUAAAGUAUUAUUCCCUUUACCCUACUCAUAUCCUCGA